Danaus chrysippus (African queen) is the source of this 4254-nucleotide messenger RNA. NCBI's taxonomy places the organism in Eukaryota, Metazoa, Arthropoda, Insecta, Lepidoptera, Nymphalidae. The record is from the annotation of a GenBank genome assembly.
AUGACCGUUGAUUUAGAUAAAAGAAGAUUACGUCGUGCUCUCACUGAUAAUAGGCUGGUUAUAACCCAACAUUUUACUGAGAGAACCGUUACACCCGGUGGCGAUAUAAGUAUGCAAUGUGCCGCUACUGGUGAUAGACCUCCUCAGUUUGUUUGGGAGCGAGACGGAGUUACUGUUUCAAGCAACACAGAUCCUAGGUAUGCGUUAGGACAAAUUAUGACGACAGAUAACUCUGUAAUAGCCCAACUCAAUAUAACAAGGGUUCGAGUAGAAGAUGGUGGAUUAUAUGCUUGUAUAGCGAAAGAAGGUGAACAUGUAGCCAGCAGCGAAAACAGACUGGACGUUUAUGGUCCACCUUACAUUCGGUCACUACCACCAAUUAAGGCACAGAGUGGUGAAUCAAUAAAUCUCAGAUGUCCAUUCUAUGGAUAUCCCAUAAGCAAAAUCGAUUGGGAACACAAAGGCAAAACAGUUAACCUAAACAAUCUUUUCCAAUCACGUUAUAAAAGAACACAAAAUCACCAAAAAAGAAAAUCAAGAAGGAGUAUUGUCAAUAUACACGGAGUAUUGACAAUUCCUGAAGUAAAUAAAGAAGAUAAUGGUGCUGUUUAUACUUGUAUAGUGACAUCACCGUCUGGUGAAAUGGCUAGACGUUCGUUUGAAAUACAAGUUAUAGAGGCACCUAUUUUGGAGGAUUUACUGCUUGGUAAUAACCUACAGGAAGGUCAAAUAGUAAAUAUUUAUUGCAACGUACGAAGCGGUGAUUUACCGAUACAUUUCGAAUGGUUGAAAGACGGAAAGAGAAUUUCAAGCAAUUUGAAGGUAGUCGAAAGAAGUUCGGAAUUAUUCAGUGCACUAGUGAUCAAAAAAGUUGCAUUGGAACAUUGUGGUACAUAUACUUGCGUGGCAUCCAACCACGUGGCGAAGGUCAAUAAGUCUACGGAAUUGUAUAUCAAAGUUGCGCCCAAAUGGCUAGAAGAACCUACAAAUUCGUCUCUUUUGCUCGGAAGAAAAGGCAUUGUAUCAUGCAGUGCGAGCGGCUAUCCACAACCACAAGUACAUUGGAUGAAAAAAGAUGCUCUUCUGGGUACUUGGCAACCUGUCCUUGAACUAGCUGGAGGAGGAAUCCUAAGUCUUCCCAACGGAAGUCUUGUCAUUGAAGAAGUUUCUUUGACAGACGAGGGCUUGUAUUCGUGUAAUGUUGAAAACGGUGUUGGGACACCAUUGAGCAAAACCGUCUGGAUGACAGUCAAUAAACCAGUGCACUUUGAUACGUCAUCAGCGAAUGUAACAUCACGACUUGGCCACGCCGUGUCUCUGGAAUGUCGCGCGCUUGGUGAUGACCCUAUCAGAAUCACAUGGAACCAUAAUGGAAACAAUAUAGACUUCCAAAGUCACAGAGCAAAACACUCAGAGACGAAAACCGCACUUGGUGUAACCAGCACCAUAAAUAUACAGUAUUCAGAAACAGCCGACGCUGGCUUCUACCAGUGUAGAGCGAGCAAUCCGUAUGGAUCAGCUAGCUUCAACACAUUCCUUACUAUAUUAGAACCCCCCACCCCUCCCUCCGAACUGAGAGUAGAAUCAGUUAGAUCUCGUACAGCAUCAGUUUCAUGGCGAGACGGGGCACAUGCCGAGUAUUACACAUUACAACACACGCCCGCUCAUUACGCUGAUGACUGGGAAUACGCCGUUAGUCUUAAUAUUACGAGGAAAGGCAUCGACAUUCGUCAAACGAUAGAGCUACAGAAUAUAAGACCUGCGACGGCUUACGCGGUGCGAGUAGCAACUGGUAAUGAAGUGGGUGUCAGUCGUUUUACGGCGCCUGUACAUUUUACAACACACGAGGAAGCUCCAUCGUCAACGCCUAUUAAUAUACAAAUUGAACAAACUGAAAAUCCUGGAGAACUAUUCGUCUCCUGGCUACCUCCGCCUAAAGACACUCACAAUGGAAUCAUAACAGGCUAUCAUAUAAAGGCUGUGCCACAAAAAGGAUCAUCUAUUUUAGCAGACACAGAUACAAGGACUUUGAAAGUGUCAAAGUUAUCCGGAAAACAAGAGACAGUUAUUAGUGGUCUACUUAAAAAUACCAGAUAUGCUGUUUCCAUAUCAGCUUUCAACAGCGCCGGAUCAGGUCCAUUUUCGAUUCCAGUAUUUCAAGACACUAUGGAAGGAGCUCCCGAAAUCGCCCCAUCAUCAGUUGAAUGUACGGCUGUAUCAUCUACGUCACUACGCAUCGGUUGGCAACCAAUAGCGAUACACGAACAGGGAAGUUCUUUGAUCGGUUACUCCAUUCUGUAUGGAACUGAAGAAAGCUCUUGGCAGAACCAAACCUCUCUCCACACUGAAAUUUAUCUCCAAGGUCUUUCUAAAUACAGCAACUAUACGAUAAAAGUUGCGGGUUUUUCCAACUACGGUGCUGGGCCGUUCUCAUUCCCAAUAGUUUGCACUACGUUACAGGAUGUUCCUGAUCCACCUUCAGAUAUCAAAGUACUUAUUCUAUCAUCCACAUCACUGUUGGUCAGUUGGAAGAAGCCGGAACAUUGUAACGGAGAACUAUUAUAUUAUACUGUUUAUGUGAAACCAACUUCAGGCCCUGGUCCACCUCUAACGAGUCGUGUGGAUCCUUCUCGGACCACAGCUGAGAUCAAGGAGUUGACGAGCGGAAGAUCGUAUGAAGUGUGGGUGACUGGAAGUACCGCGGCUGGCGAGGGCGGACCUAGUAGGAGAGCCUCGCAUACACCCGCUAAUAGAGUUGUAGCCGGAGUCGCAUCAUUAGGUGGCACCAUAUCAGUGGGAGUCGGUUCAUCCUUACUACUCGUGUGUCAAUGUGUCGGAGUACCACCACCACGCACUGUGUGGUACCACAAACAUAAUAUAAUAACACAUCAUCCGAGAUUCACGAGGAAUCAUGACGACAGCUUGCUGAUUAACAACAUAGACCAAUCCCUGAGCGGCAACUACACAUGUCUAGCAAAGAAUCUGUAUGGUUCUGAUUCAGUGGAGUACACCGUAGUAGUUCUACCGCUGCCCGAAGCACCAACACUACGAGCCACGCCAUACAAAGACUCGAUAUUAGUUGAAUGGGAACAACCUUAUUAUAGCAUCGGUAACCGUAGCUCGAACCAGAAAAUUACUUAUAGUCUAACAUGGAAAGAAGCAAGCGGUCCGUGGCAAGAAGUGUGGUCACCAAACAAAGUACCUAAUAAAUUAUCAAACCUCUCUGGAGUUCAAAAACAUGCGCUGACUGGUCUUAAAUGUGGUACGAAAUAUUCUUUGAGGAUCACAGCUACUAACAAAGUUGGUACAUCACAACCGGCGUAUUUGGAUGUUAGCACGUUGGGCGGACCUCCCAUCGCUCCUACGUCAACGGAGUGGUUCUGGAGCAACUGUUCCCACGUGUUCAUCCAGGCCGCUGGUUGGGAUGACGCGGGAUGUGAGCUCCGAACGUUGGAGCUAGAACACCGGGCUCUUGGAGCGAGGAGCUGGAUGAGGCCUAUCAAUAUAUUGUCAUACACGGGUCACCCCUACCAGUACCGAGGCUCGUUCGCUCUAUCAGGCCUGUCCGCCGGCACCUGGUACGUGUUACGUAUCACAGCCACCAACGAGGCGGGGAGCGUCACCACCGUUUACAACUACGCGACUAAGAACGAGGAUGGCAGUGAAGUUGGUCCUCCGUCAGAAAUCUUCGACAUCAACAUGUUGGUGAUUGUCUUAAGCUCAAUUCUCCUAGCCGUCUGUCUUAUCUGCUGUGUUUAUAUUCUAGUUAAGAGACAACGUAAUGUCAACUUAACUGGAUACCGAGACUCAAUAACGGUCGACAAAUCUGAAAGUGGCAACAUAACAGCUAACACAUCACACAGUAAUCUAGCUAAUGUUAAAGAGAACUCAAUGAACGCUCAGAACAGAAUAUACAGCGCUCCGAUACAUGUUAGAAAUAAUAGUAAACAUGAGUUAUACGAGAUAAGUCCUUACGCGCAAUUCGCUGUCGGCUUUCGAACGUUCGGUCACGCUGAAAACAAUGACGUACCGAGACACAUCAAACACAGAUAUGAUACAGAAACGAGUUUUCAAGUUUGCUCUGAGUCAGAAGACAGUGACAGCAUAUCAAAAUCAACCCUCAAGAGCGUACCGAGAAGUAAGUUACAUAACGGCUGUAGGGAUUUGGUUGAAAAUUUGUGGGAAGUUUGGAAUCAGGAGACGGACAUAGGAUACUUUGAAUUCGUUCGACCUAAAAAUAAUAAUUUGCUAUGA